Messenger RNA from Babesia sp. Xinjiang, 1290 nucleotides. RefSeq lists its product as uncharacterized. NCBI's taxonomy places the organism in Eukaryota, Apicomplexa, Aconoidasida, Piroplasmida, Babesiidae. The record is from RefSeq and is a predicted model, not a curated record. Bases 1 to 1290 code for a protein of 429 amino acids. The transcript has a single exon.
AUGGCGACAUCGGCACCGGGGAUAACCCCGAAACAACCACUGUUGGUGCCCAAAAAAGUUAGUGGCAUCGCGCCAAAGGCAAUGGCGCCAUCAAUAAAAGCGAAAACAGCAAUAUUGUCCAAGACAGCAUCACCAGUACCAAAGAAGGCAGUGAUGGCUGCUAGCAAGGCAAAUGUGACACCGUCGAAAGCCCCGUUGGUUGUGCCUAAAAUUGCGCCUAAACCAACUGUUAAUAUUCCAACGACCACUUCGCCCUCUCUUGCACCUCAAGUAAGGAGACAAACCGAGUCUAGUGCGGUAGAAUCGUUGAACCCAAGUGUCCCAAGCCUUCAGUCAGAUGAAAUGGAAAAACCUGCAACUCGACGCUUUCCAACAAAACACGCUAAUUUCAUGGGUUCACAAUCAUCAUCAUAUGUAAAUUCGCCUUCAAUCUUGCAAAAGGAUCUGGGAACCUCAGGGGUUAAGGGAUUGAGUAAUUUGGCUUUACACAGAGUUGGCAGCACUGGUAAGAGACGAGAGUCCCUUACUAGUGUAGAUAUUAAUACAGGGCUAAAUCGGCUGAUAACUGAGGUGCCUAUUGGCAAGAUUAGUGACACCAAGUUGCCGGAAGAAUCUAAAGAACUUGAUAACGCAGGGGCGGUUGGUGCUUCUCCUUGGUUAGAGAUCGAGCGUCGUAUUAACGAAAUAAGGGCUCUGGUUUCAGCACAUGAGUAUAAUGUUUCGCCGAGUAGCCCACGCGAUAAGAAGGAAGACGUAGGAAGUAUAUAUGGCAACUAUGCCACUCGUUAUGAAUCAGGGCGGGAGUGGCACAAAGAAAACCCGCACGCUCUUAGCUAUGGUAUGGUUCAGAAUUUACAUAAUCAGCGAAUGCAAAAGAAUGAUAAGAAUCUUGGACCGUCGCGCGACAGGUGGAACUUUGUCGACGGAUUUCUCAAGCCACGCCGCAAACCUUUUGCGAGCAUGUCAGAGCUGUCUAGACAUUUUUCCAAAAUUAACCCUAAUGAUCAGAGCCAGAUGCUUAAGCUUCUGCUUGCAUGUCGAUCACUGGAAAAGGUUAUAGAAGAGCAACAUAAUGUUCUAGACAUGCUAGACCAUGACCUCCGUGAGGCCAGGGAGAUGCUUAAGUUACCUGAGAAUUUACGAGGUAUUUCUACUCAGAAGCUGCUAGGUACGGCUCCGCAAGAGGAGCCUUUCUAUCCUACAAGCGAUAUUCCCCUGUUUAUAAGGGGACGCGUGUCUCUACUACCUGGACCGAAUGACAUACAGCUGUCUGUUGUGAACAAUGGGUGA